Molecule: messenger RNA, 5648 nt
Organism: Oncorhynchus mykiss (rainbow trout)
Lineage: Eukaryota; Metazoa; Chordata; Actinopteri; Salmoniformes; Salmonidae
Source: RefSeq, a predicted model, not a curated record
UACUUAUUUAUCUUCUUGGUUCCUAUGAGAUGUAUUUGAAAUGUAAUAUUGCCUUAUGGUCAUGCAAUGGAACAAUCAUGGAAGUUAAAGUGUGUCAAUUUCAAAUCAAUAUUGUAAAGAAGGUAUUUUUCAGGCAGAUUCUGAUUAUCCGUUCCCCUGACAAAAGAUAAUAGUGAUCAAUAUGAAUUGAAAGUUCUUGCAGUUCACACUGACCCUCUACAUUACUGUAACACAUGGUGCUUUGUAAGCCAGAUACACAGUAUGUAAUGGUAUUGGCUCUGACAUUGUCUCAUUUGUUAGGCCGAACAUCAUAAAAUCCUGUGUGGAAGCUAAAUGCCUGUCUGAUUUUCACUAGCAGAGAUAGGAAAUGAGCAGGGCCAUGUAAACUAAAUUGUGCUAAGUGGUAUCCUUGGGAUGUCCCUGCCCUAAACCUUAACCAUAACUGUAACUCCUAACCUCAACCCCUAACCUUAACCCUUCCUUUAACCCUUCUUUUAACUGUUUUAAAUUUAAAUGAACCAUUUUAAAUUUCAAGUGAUGUUGGUUCCCACUUAGACUUCCCAAGGAUCCCUCUUAGACUUUUCCAUUGUGCAGUAACAAUGUUAACUUUUUAAAGUAAAAGAGGAGACUUGAGUUCCAGAAGUAAAAGUUUUAAUACAGAGCUUUGAGGUGCAGGUGGUCAUGCGAAAAUACACAUGCUAAUAGCACCAGUUCCUUAAAAGCCACAGCUAGUAAAUAUAAAGCAAAGGAUGUCUCAAGACUAAUAUAGUCAAUAUUAAUUGUGUAUACAUGGCAUCGUUACAGACAAUGGUUGAUAUGAAACUGAUAAAAUGUUUAGCUGAACAAUGAGAAGAGUGAAACAUUUGCUACUUUGGGUACAGAGAGUGAAGUUCAGCAGCUUGAGUUCAAGGUUUGGAUUGUCACGAGUUGAGACCUCUGAGAAGUGUGUGUCCUGUAUGAUCUGGGUCGUAGUUAGGCAUCCGGCUGGCCCCCACAGCCAUAUGGUACGUUGUGUUUCUAGAGGGAAGUGAAAAUUACUUCAGCUGCUUGACAUGUAAGAAGAAUGCGUUGAGUAGACUGAAUACUUCUCUGUUACAAUUGCUAGUAUUGUCUCAAGGUUUCAUGGUCUCAUCUCUGUAUAAAUGAAAAAUACAAUACAUCUGAUUCUCAUUACUCCAUCUACACAGUUAGUUAGAUAGUUGUCUUUGACUUACAUUUAUUUUUUAGAUUUAACAUACAGUAUAACAUUUAGGUAAUCAAAGUGUAACUAAUUAACUAAACCAGUCAUUUCAAAGUUGGACGUGUGACAUUUGCACCCUUGAGCAACAACACCCUGUGCAUAAAUUACAGGGCCCACAGAGAGCAUCAGAGUUGAAACAGUUGACCUAGAUCUGCUUAUGCCAGGUUGCUUCACCCUGUGUGACUCACAGCUAAAGUGUAAAACAGUAGGGUUAAAAGCUGUUUGGCAAAAAGUUAAAGAUCAAAUUCCAAUGACAAAAUGAAUGCACAUUCAAUAACAGGGCACGUAUCCACAAAGAGUCUCAGAGUAUGAGUGCUGAUCUAGAAUCUUUCUAUUUAAUCUGAUUCAUUAUGAUCUAAAAGGCAAAACUGAUCCUUUGAUUUGUAAACCCACAAUAACAAUGUGAUAUUUAGUCUUGGUUAUACAGUAACGAUGGUCAUGGUCUAGGCCAGUAGUUCCCAAAAAUGAAAAAGGAACUCAGUCUGGCUUUCAACUUACUCCUGAAAGUUGCAAUAAUGCACAAGGUGCAAUUUUGAAAUUGAUAGUGCAUCAGCGGUUUCCAGUGUUCCCUAAUGCUGGAAGGGGAGCCUGAGUGAAAAUGUUUGGGAACCCCUGGUCUAGGCUAGGGUUAGGCCUACUUGAUGAUAGAUCCUUGCAGAGAGAUUUGGUACUAUAAUACUACGUCUAAUAUUAUUAUUGUCUUACUCAUUUCAUCCUCGAUCUAGCUUGAUAGUUUUAGCAGCAGUGUCUUUAAGCAGUGGUGUGUAUUCAUGGAUGCCAAGGGAAGCCAGGUUUUCCCCCAAAAUGUGUUUCAUAAUUUUCAUUCAAUUCGCAAGAGGCUGAAUGUACAGUAUCUCACCGAAAAAGCAUCAGAGCGAGUGAAACAGCUUCCCUCUGUCUCUGAAUGUGUAGCCCAUCUAUCUGAUGCUGUUUGGUCAAAAAGAGUAUGACAUUGUUGAAACCCGCUACGGGUUGAAUGAAUGCAAGGGAAACCUGCAUUUCACCUCCCUCGAUAAAAAAGUAUACAAUAAUAGCCAACUAGCAUUGAGCUAAACUGAGUGAGCUCAACUGUGAAUGGUCCUGGUGCACCAAGGGAAGCCAGUUUGGAUUUGGCUUCACACCAAUCACAUCACAUCAAAAGCUAAAUAUAAUUGACAGAAAACACUUGAAUUGUUGUAUCUCCUUGUGUCGUUGUCCUCCAGUGGCUAGCUAGCUACCUAGAAUCGUCUCUUUCCUAAAUUAGCCAUGAAUGGAGAUAGGGAUUUAGACUAGUGGUUUUACUUAAUUCUCCGUACUGGUCAUUGAUUAUAACGGCGAUUCUGAUCCAACCAUAAAUGUAUACAUUGUGCCCCUGGCCCUUAGAGGAUGGAAGUUCAGUAUGUAGCUAGAUGUUGUAGGCUAAUUUUAACUAGCUGGCUCAUCAUUGCCCAAUAAAGGAAGUUGGGCUAGCGAGCAAGCAUUCAAGACAGGUAGCAUAGGACAACAAAAACUAAAAGCGUGUACUGUAUUACACAGUCAUAGACCGUUUCGUCAACAUGAAAGAGAGGACGAUGGCAGAACCAUGGACAGCCACAGCAUAUUUAGCUUACAUUGAUUGGAUUAAGGUGUUUUUUUUAUAUAUUUUAGUUGUCACUGUAUUAGACUAAGCAUACAGUAGGUUAUUUGAUGAUGUUGAAAUGUUGAAGAUUAAAUGGUUCUGGAAUAGUGGAGGUAGCUCCUGUUUUCUUUGAAAGUCUCAGUAACUCUCAUUGGUUCUAACUCAAUAGUUGUUUAGUAGUCUGAAAAUAUCAGAAACAUUAAUUUGCUUGACCAUGCUGUAGGUCAUGUAACUGUUUGCUACAUGCAAUAUGCUUUGUGGACUUCACCGGACAGAGGUUGCUCACGCACCGUUACUGACUUUCAGUAUUUGUUAAGAUAAUCUCUAGUUCUAGUUUUCUCUUUUUCUAGGCUCUGAAGGCUGGCCAGGUUGAAACUGUUCAAUCAGAUAUAUCCUCACUUCAGAUAAGAAGUUCCUCCUCCAAAAGACUACCUCACAUCACCUGACCUGACGGUGACCAGCUACAAUACAGCCAUGUCUCUGCUGGUCCAUGUUCUGGCCUGCUGCUUCGGACUGGGCUCCUGGGUGGCUGUCAACGGCCUGUGGGUGGAGCUCCCCCUCAUUGUCAACACCCUCCCUGAGGGCUGGGAGCUACCAUCCUACCUGACAGUCAUCAUCCAGCUGGCCAACCUGGGGCCUCUGCUGGUCACUGUCAUGCACAAGCUGUGUCCGGGCCGGCUGAGGGAGAGCGCUGUCAUCUACAGUGUGUUGUCCAUCGGCAUCCUGGCCUGUGUACUGUUGGCGUUCUUCUGGGAUGAGACCACGGUUGUGGCAACGGCACCACGGAGCACAGUCUUCUUUAUUCUAACCCUUUUCCUGGCCUUGGUGGAUUGUACUUCCUCUGUUACCUUCCUGCCCUUCAUGAUGCAGCUGCCAGCCCACUACAUCACCACCUACUUCAUUGGAGAGGGCCUGAGUGGCUUUAUCCCUGGUCUAGUUGCUCUUGGCCAGGGCGUCGGCAUGGCCAAGUGUGUAAAUGGCACUCAGUCCUCUGGUAACCUCACUGAAAAGGACAUGUACAUUGUCCAGACCCAGUAUCUACAGCCCAACUUUUCCCCUGAGGUGUUUUUCUUCUUCUUGGCGGCGAUGAUGUGCAUCAGCCUGCUGGCGUUCUCUGCCCUCAACAGGUUCCCACGCAGCUUUGAACUGUCCACAGAGAACCUAGUUUCAGACACUGACACAGUGGCGUCGGUCUGCUUCGGUCUCGACAACCCUGGAGUGGUAACCGACGAGCAGAACUCUAACCCAAAACCCCACAGUGAGGAAUCAGGUCAGGCUAGGCCACAGCUGGCUAAACCACUCCACUCUGUUUAUCAGUUAGCUUUUAUCUAUUUCAUGGUGGUCUGUGUGAACGGGGCAACCAAUGGCCUGCUGCCCUCGGUGCAGACGUACUCCUGCAUGCCCUACGGUAACCUGGCUUAUCACCUGUCGGCGGCUCUGGCAUCCUGUGCCAACCCAGUGGCCUGUAUAGUCGCCCUGUUCUUUCCUAAAAGGUCACUAGUGUUGCUGGGUGUACUGUGUCUCCUGGGCUCAAUCUUUGGAGGAUACAACAUGGCCAUGGCCGCCAUGAGUCCAUGUCCACUACUACAAGGCUCUGCGCUGGGAGAAACCAUCAUAGUUCUGUCGUGGGUCUUCUUUACGGGGACCCUGUCCUAUGUGAAGGUAAUGGUGGGUGUCAUCCUGAGGGACGAGAGCCACAGCGCCCUGGUGUGGUGUGGAGCAGCGGCACAGACAGGCUCUCUGCUUGGCUCUGCCAUUAUGUUCCCUUUAGUCAAUGUCUGCAACCUGUUCAAGUCAGGAGACUUCUGCAACACUAGGUGCCCUUUAUGAUAAUGACUUAUACCCGAGACACUAACAUACCCACUGGUAAGUAGCCUUAUCCGAGCCAGAACGGCCCAUACGGCAGGAGCUUAUCUCUUGUUUCUGUAGUGAGAGGCAGCUUGAUAUACAAGUACACCCCCUGGACAGGAGUACCUGCUGGUACCUAUACCCACUGGGGUGAUGUGUGAAUAAUGUGGGGGUCAAGGAAAAGACAAUGACAGGACAAUGACGUAUCUGGCCUCAGAUUAGAGAUUGGACUCUAAGGAUGUCUUCAAGGGCACCCGGUGGUGAGAAAAAAAUCUGCCUGGAUCAAUGGAGUAAAGUAUAAGAUUUCAAACUGUUGUUCAGUUAAUAAUUGUAUGUAUUUCUAUGCAGUAUGAUUCACAACCCACACUCAAAGGGUGUUGGAGCAAUUGUUGUAAAUAUCUGCAUUAUUAACCUCAUCUUAUUUCAAAUAUAUGGUUUGAAACCAUUACUUGUUGAAUAAUUGGGAAUUUAAGGAAACAAGCAGAAUCCAGAUUCAUGUUUGGUUUGUAAUUACUAGUUAUAGUGCCAUGAAAAUGUUUAUUAUUGAAUUAACCUUAGAUUUACACUGAGUGUACAAAACAUUAAGAACACCUGCUCUUUCCAUGAGAUAGACUGACCAGGUGAAUCAAGGGGAAAACUUAUUGAUGUCACUUUUAAAUCUAAUUCAAUCAGUCUAGGUGAAGGGGAUGAGACAGGUUAAAGAAGGAAUUUUAAGACAAUUGAGACAUAGAUUGUGUAUGUGUGCCAUUCAGAAGGUCAAUGGCAAGAUAAAAGUGUCUUUGAACAGGGGUAUGGUAGUAAGUACCAGUUACACUGCUGGGUUUUUCAUGCUCAACAGUUUCCUGUGUGUAUCAAGAAUAGUCCACCACCCAAAGGACAUCCAGCCAAGUAUUGGCGUCAACAUGGCCAGCUUCCCCGUGGAACACUUUUGACAUCCAUGUCCCGACAAGUUGAGGCUUUUCU